Molecule: messenger RNA, 2298 nt
Organism: Cinclus cinclus
Lineage: Eukaryota; Metazoa; Chordata; Aves; Passeriformes; Cinclidae
Product: semaphorin-3D-like
Exons: 17
Coding region: 1-2298 (765 amino acids)
Biological process (GO): neural crest cell migration; negative regulation of axon extension involved in axon guidance; negative chemotaxis
Molecular function (GO): chemorepellent activity; semaphorin receptor binding
Source: RefSeq, a predicted model, not a curated record
AUGCGGGCUGCCCCUGGCCACUGGCUGCCCCUCGCCACACUCCUGCUCUGCCUCCUCCUGCAGCAGCUGGGCAGCAGCAGGGCAUGGAGGCAGCAUGCCCCACGCCUUCGCCUCACCUACAAAGACCUGCUGAAAUCCAACAGCUCUCGCCUGCUGCUGGCCUCAGGGGAUGGGAUGGAUUACCAAGCCCUCCUGGUGGAUGAAGACAGGGCCUGGCUGAUGGUGGGAGCAAAAAAUCAUAUCUUCCUUCUCCACCUGGACCAUCCCAGCAGGGAGCCUGAGAAGAUUUUCUGGCCAGCCCCCAAGGAGCAGGUCAAGCACUGCCAGCUGGCAGGGAGGAAUGUGGAGACCGAGUGUGCCAACUUCAUCCGCCUCCUCCAGCCCUUCAACCAGAGCCACGUGUUUGCCUGUGGCACCGGCUCCUACCAGCCCGUCUGUGCCUUCAUCCAGCUGGGAGCCAGGGGGAAGGGUUCCAGGGCUCCCCGCAUGCAGUUGAUGACCCACUCCUUGGAAUCGGGGCGAGGACGAUGCCCCUACAGCCCCCACGAGCCCUUCACAGGACUCCUCCUCGGUGGGGAGCUGUAUUCAGGCACUUCCAGUGACUUCAUGGGCAGCAGUGCUGCCUUCUUCCGGACCUGGGUCCAUGGGGCCGAGCAGAGCUACAUCCGCACGGAGCAGAACCAGGACCACUGGCUACAUGAGCCCACGUUCAUUGGUGCCUACGCCAUCCCCGAUACCUACAACCCCCACGAUGAUAAAGUCUACAUCUUCUUCCGUGAGACUGCCAUGGAAGCUGGGCAGUGGGAGCGGCGGCACAUCCAUGCCAGGGUGGCCAGGGUCUGCAAGAAUGAUGUUGGAGGGAAGCGCAGCCUCAUCAACCGCUGGAGCACGUUCCUGAAGGCCCGCCUGGUGUGCUCCAUCCCGGGGCCUCAGGGCACUGAGACCCACUUCGACCAACUGGAGGAUAUUUUCCUCCUGCACACCCGGGAUCCCCAGAACCCCCUUGUCUUUGGGCUCUUCACGGUCUCCAGCGGUGUCUUCAGUGGCUCUGCCGUCUGCAUCUACUCCAUGGCUGCCGUGAGAGCUGCCUUCAGCGGCCCCUUCGCACACAAGGAGGGCUUCGACUACCGCUGGGUAGAAUACAAGGGGCGUGUUCCCUACCCCCGCCCCGGCACGUGCCCCAGUGAGACGUACGACCCCCUCCUGCAGUCCACCAAGGACUUCCCCGACGAGCUGAUCAGCUUCAUGCGCAGCCACCAGCUGAUGUGGGAGCCCGUGUACCCGCAGGGCCGGCAGCCCGUGCUGGUCCGGGUCAAUGUGCCCUACCGGCUGCGGCGGCUGCUGGUGCACCGGCUGGACACGGAGAGCCGGGACUACGACGUGCUCUUCCUCGGCACAGAUGACGGCAAAAUCCUGAAGGUGGCCCUGGCCGGAGGAGUGAGCCGUGGCCCCGAGGUGAUCAGCCUGGAGGAGAUCAGCGUCACUAAGGUACCUUCUCCCAUCCUGGACAUGAAGUUAUCACCAAAGCGGCAGGAGCUGUUUGUGAGCAGCACCCACGGGCUGCUCCAGCUCUCCCUGUACCGCUGCGAGCUCUACGGCAGAACCUGCACCGACUGCUGCCUGGCCAGGGAUCCCUACUGCACCUGGGACAGCAAGAGCUGCGCCCCACAGCUGCUCACCGAGAAGAAGCGUGCCCGCUGCCAGGACGUGCUGGAGGCUGAUCCCCUCAGCCAGUGCCAGGACACGGCAGAGGGGACCGCUGUGGCGGAGAAGGUGGUUUUUGGGGUGGAGAAGAACUCGACCUUCCUCGAGUGCGUGGCGCGCUCCCCGCAGAUCACGGUGCGGUGGCUGGUGCGGCGCGGCGAGGAGACAGCCCCGAGCGAGGUCAGGAACAACGGGCAUUUCUUGGUGCUGGAGCAAGGGCUGCUGAUCCGCCAGCUGGCGAGGGAGGACAUGGGCACCUACGAGUGCCAGGCGGUGGAGCGCUCCUUCUCCCGGCCCCUCACCCGGUACACCCUCCGCGUCGUCGGGCACGAGGCCACGGAGCUGCCACCGCACAAACGGAGCAAGGGGGUUGAGCCGGGAGGGACCCAUCAGAGCCCCCGGCCCCGGACUGACCUGCACCCGGGCUCCAAGGGCUUCCCGCGGGCCCUGGGGGCACCGGGCACCAGCCUGGACGCCUACUGCAAUGCCCUGCGGCUGCAGGAACGCCAGCGGCAGCGAGCCUGGCACAAGUGGCAGCACCCGUCCCCGGACAGCAAGAACGGCCGGGUGCGGAGACACCCGCAGCGCCCGUGA